GGCUUGUCAGAUGUCUAUGUCGUCUCGGUUGCAUUUGGCCUUUGCAACUGCCGCGGCGUCAUUUUUAAACAUGCCUCCGAACGUCGGUCUCGCCUCGUCUGCCGCUUUCGUCCGUCUACUUCCCCGGGUGGCGUCAUGAAGAGCCGAAGACUGGGCUCCGUCAAAGCCGGGGGCACGAAGAAGAAAGCCCAGUGCGACGUGCCGGCCUCUACCAGCCUGCCCCCCCUGGUGGAAGGUGAGCUGCGGUGCUUCCUGCGCGUGACGGUGAACCGCCUGCGGUGGAGCGCGGCCAGGCCCCCGCCGGCGUCGUCGGUGCGUCUGCGCUGGUGGGGGGAGUCGUCCGACGGCACGUACUUCGGUCCCGUGGAUGACUCGCUGCCUUGGCAACGGAGCGUCAAGACCACCACGGCGCGCUUCCCCGUGCGCUGCGGCCCCAAGCAGCUCACCUCGUACCUGGCAGAUAUGGGAAACCUGGUGCUGGAGGUUUUGAGCAAGCAGGAUCGUCUGCCAAUCGCACGAGCUCAAGUCACGGAAAUCUCCCGCCUGUCCCGGUCGCAGCCCAUCACUGGUUUUCACACCCUGGUGUCGCCGACAUCGAAGAAGCUCGGCGAGUUGGAGGUCUCUCUUCAUUUGGAACCUCUGGCUGGAGAAUUCGACAACCGCACCUCCUCCGGUCCCACCGCUGAGUUCAGCAGCAACGUUCCUCGGGUCGUCUCGCCGCCCACAUUUGACGAGCCUUCGCCCCCUGAUGCCAACAAAUCAGACGAGCGCAGGGGUGGAAACACGCUGAGAGGGAAAGCUCAUCUGUGUUCUCAAACCACGCAGACGGAUAAAGAUGAGUCGGUGGAGAACUUGAAGCUGCGAGCAAACGGUGAAAUAGCUGUAGAUCAGCCAAGCAAUGACAUCCUUUCAGUGAUUCUGGAGCGUGGCACCAAACCUCGGGACGCGAUGGUUGUGUCAGCGCUGAAAAGCGACAUGGCUUCUGCCCCGCUUCUCCAAGACCGACAACUCCCUCUUCAGAGAGACGACGCCAGACCAUCGUCCAUGCCCUCCGAAAUGUUCCUUGAAAACAUUCUGCUCGCCGAUCCAGCCGUCAAGUCCGCGGACGACGUCGCAGACUGCGGCCUCCGUUGUUCUCCUGACAUGGAGCACAGAGCUGUGGAUCUCAUCCUUGGCAGGUUGAAGACGUCCCCGCCGCUCCUGUGGCAGGGCGACGCCUCCCUCCCCGACUCUCUGUCCAGCAUGAGUGGAGACAGUGACCUCGGCGACCCGCAGUACGAUCAAAGCUUGCUGGAAAAUCUGUUCUACAAACCCCCCACACCAGAUUUGAGAGCAGAUGAGACGGCAGGGGACGGUGAAGGGAAGAAGAACAGUUCACCCAGGACAGAGAAGCAGUUAAGACAGUCUGCUUACAGGACGGGUGAUAAUCCUGUUUCAGAGCUUCAAAACACUCUGGCUGAUACCAACAUUCCUUUGAGUCGGGAGCAGCUGACGUUUCUGAGUUUCAUGCGAUCAGCCAAAGUGACCAUCGACUCCAUGAGUGUGCCCACGGGCUGCGCGAGCCCCCUGCCCACUAAGACCCCAAGCAAAUCUCCUUCACUGUUACGCAGAAAGAAGUGCACGUAUUUUGUCGAGUAUGCGUUCCCCAAGACUUUCUCCUCCAGUCAACGUGGACGAAGUGUGCUGCCAAACGUGGAGGUGACCAGGGCUGCUUCCAGUAAUGUCACAGAAGGAGUGGUGAGCUUCAAUCAGCUGUCGGUGUUUCCCGUCCGCUUCAGCAAAACCGCGGUGGAAGCGUGGUGGUCAACAGAGCUCUCUUUUCGAAUUUAUGCACGAAAAAAUGACCAAAAGAAGGCCGUUCUCAUCGGAGAAGCCGCUCAUCCGCUGCGCAGUCUGCUGCAGAGCAAGCAGCUCAGCGAGUCGCUCAUGCUGGCAGUGCACGACGUGGACGGCGCAAUGCGGGAACUCUCUCGUCUCAGGGUGCUGCUUGAGCUGUCGACCAACAACAGAGUCUCGGAAAUCUCUGAAAAAAGAGACGCCCCGUCGUCACGCACCACGCGUAGUCCUCAAAGAGAGUCCUGCACUACGUCGCAAUGUGUCGACAUUUGCUCGGAGGAGCUAGCGGUUCGCUCUUCGGAAGACUUCGCAAUGGACGUUCCCGUUCAGUACUGCGUACAUCACGCGGUGCCGUACGCGUCUCGGCGUCCGGCGGCGGAAGAACCCGAGGUCCUGUUGCACACCUUGCUCAUGGUGCCGGACGGCAAGAACUUCACCGGUGGGCCGGCGCGGGCCGUCAGCGUCUACUUGAACUGCAAACUCUUCUGGUGCGACGAGGUGGCGAGGUCUGUGGUCAGCUGGGGGCGCGCCAACCCUUCCUUUAACUUUGUCCAGGUAACUCCCGUGGCUUUGACCUCACACUUACUGGAGCGGAUGAGGAACAACGUGAUGGUGAUCGAAGUGUGGCAGAAGACGGGCAGCUCCAGCCACGAGAGACUUCUCGGCCUCGUUAAACUGCCUCUACAUCAGUUCUACAUGUCCUUCAGGGAUCCGAAGAUCGCCCACCUCCUCCUCCAGGCGCAGUACCCCGUUUUAGGGGUGGACUGCUACAUGCCGGUGGUGGACGUGUUCUCGGGCGGCUGCAGAGGAAGCCUCAGGGUCACGCUGGCCAUGGGCCUCUGCGAGCAGGUGCUGGCCCUGCAGCGCGCCAGAGACGAGGAGUGCGAUCUGCCGGGCAGAGCGCCCCUCAGACCUCUUCACCUGCUCGACCACCAGCCCGGUGCGCCUGCCGAGGUAAUCACCUCACAAGCACGAGCGAUGACCGAGCACGUGUUCAUGAUUAGGGUGGAAAAGGUCUCGGGCCUGACCCCUGUGCAGUCUACAGUGUGGGGCGAGGCCGACUGUUACGUACAGUACGCGUUCCCGUCCCAGGAAGAUGCCGACGUCUCUCUGGCUGAGUAUAACACCAACCUGAAGCCUUUUCGUACCACCACCACCCUGUGCGUCCCCGACCCGGUGUUCGGCCACACGGAGGCGCACGCCCUGUUGGCUCCCGAGGGCGUUCCCAUUCAGAAGCUGCUCCUCAGCUCUCUUUCCAGCCAAGGUCUCGGCGGCGGCGGCGGUGUGCAUUUUGAAGUGUGGUGCAGAUAUUAUUAUCCCAAUGUCCGAGACCAGCUGGUGGCCAAAGGAAUUCUCCCCUUGUCCAAGCUCUGCGCCAUGGUCACCUUGCAGGGGCGGCAUCCCGACGAGGCCCAGAUGUUCUCGCUACCCUUGCUCCCGAAAGUGGACGGCCUGGCGACGCGUCAGCUUCAUCCCUCUGGCCUUCUGGACGUGUGCGUCCGCUACAAGUUCCGUCCACUGAGAGCGGACGUGCUGACUGGCAGAGGAGCCUCCUCGUCCCGCGUGACCCUCGUGGUUCAAGUGCACAGAGGCUCUGGUUUGCAGGCAGCAGCCAGAGUCGUAGCCCAGCAAGACGAAAGGUUCGACUACUUCGCCACCGUAGGAGUUAACUCCUACGUGAGCGUCCACUUGUCCUUCUUGCCCGACGGCGAGCCAACGUGUACGCGCAUGGCCGCCAGGACCUUCUGCCCCGAGUUUGACCACCACGCCGAGGUGGGCUGUGACGUCCUCGUCCACAAGAGCGGCGGAGAAACCUGCAGUCUGGCCGAGCAGCUGGCGGAAGCUUGGGCCGUCUUCACCGUGUGGAACAAAGACAGCCGCAAAGGUAUUACUGCCAAGCCCCCAGAUGUGAUGUUGGGCACAGUGAAAAUCCCGCUACUCGACCUCCUCCAUAAAACGACAGGUAUUUCCGGCUGGUUCGGCAUCGAUGCAUCCCGGGAAUCCCCUCAAAGUCAGCACACGUCGGUCGGAGGCCUGGAGAUCUCGCUCGGCUUCGCCCACCACUCCGAGCGGGAGCGGGUCAUUCGGGCCGCUCGAGAUUUGGGCUGGGAUCCGGCCCAGGCUCGGGUAGACUGUGACGACCGAGGCGCCUGGGAGCAGAGCAACAGGAAGUUAUCACUGACCUAUUCCAUGCCCAGAGCGUGGUUACCGCUCCACUGCCUGUUCCUGCCGGGACACGACACCCUGCAGCGCUCCACCUACUGCUACCUCCGUUACAAGUUCUACGAGCACGAGGCCUACUGUUCGCACAUGAAGCACCCGUGCGCGGGCGAGGACGGUCAGGCCGUCGUGACGUUUCAGGGCAGUCGCACCGUGGAGCUGAUGAGCUCCCAGCCGCUGAUGUGGUACCUUCGAGAGGAGAGGCUUGAGGUACAAGUGUGGGUGGCUUUCCAGAAGGACAAAAGCCAGAAGCCUCGGGACACCGACCGCCUGCUGGGGUCCGCCUUCAUCGAUCUGUCCUCGCUUGCGAAGGCUCCCCAGCAGAAGUUGACUCUCAGCGGAGUGUAUCCGCUGUUCAGACGCUCGGCGGCAGACUUGCAGGGCGCCGCCCUGCGGGUGCAUAUCACCCUGACCGCCGGCUGCGUUCCGACCGCAGAAGACGACCCGAUGGAGUCCGACAGCCAGGAGGAGACGUUAAUUGAGGAGCCGGCGCCGCCCACGCCACCUUCCUCCCCGCCCCGAACUACGGAAAGCCAACCCACAACAGAUGUCGCGUUGUCGCAGCUCGCCGGAAUAAUGACUGAGGACGAAUCCUUCCCAGUCACGAUUGCCGUGCACAGGGCCAAGAACCUGAAUGGCUGCCCGCCAUCUGACAGCGGCGAAGGGACACCGUGCUUCUUCGUCUCGUACGUCGCCGCCGACUCCGCCCAGCCCGUAUUAACGGCUGCGGUGCCCGACACGAACUGCCCCGUGUGGGACCACGAGCGCGACUGCAGGCUUUCCAAGCAGCUCCUACUCGACCCGCAACAGAGCCUGGUAUUCAAAGUCUGGCACAAAGGCGCCGCAGAAGCGGAGCAGGUGAUCGGCUUCGCCUCCGUCGACCUGUCCCCGUUGCUGUGCGGCCUGCGGUUGCUGUGCGGCUGGUACAACGUCACAGACUUCAGCGGCCAUUGCCACGGUCAGCUCAAAGUGUCCGUCAAGCCGCUGAAGUGGGUGCAAGACCUCCGUGGGGAAAGAAAAGCCGCUGCAGACGCAGAGCCUUUAUCCCAGGUUGCGCCUUGCAGCUACCAGACCAGCGCCACGUACAGCAGCUUCCCUUCUCACAUCAGUCGAUACCCCGAGCAGCACAUCACUUCACCCGACAGCAUGGGCGCACUCUUUCCCAAAAUUCCCGUGUCCAGUGAGAGCGAGCGGCACCACGAGCACAUGGAAAAGGUGCGUCUUCAUCAUCAGAGCCUCCAGGACCAGGCUGCCCCUCACUCGGUCUGCGACGGCAGCGGCGGCGACGCCAACCCCUCCGGCUCUCUGCUCUUCGCCACAAUCAGGAAGAUUAUGAGCGAGCAGGACAACAUCCAGAGAUACUUCAGCAGCAAGCUCGCGUCGCCUGGCUUCCCGUGCGCCGCGGAACGAGACGAGCAGAAGAAGCAGGCUGAGAACGACACGUGUCAGCUCCUCGUCACGUCCCCGCAGUUAGCGGGCGAUGGCCGCAGCGGUCAACGCCUACAAGCUAUAUCCUCCAUCGUCCAUGGUAGCUCAGCCAAGGAGAACCACCCUGAGAUGAUGAGGUCCACCCUGGGAUCCUCAUCUUGUCAGCGGCCGCCAUUUCCGACAUCUCAGCCUGAGGAAGAAGAGGACGGCGGGCGCAACAAGGAAGCAGAAGCCACCGAUGAUGAUGAUGAUGAUGAACAAGAAGAAGAACAUAAAUCACAGUGCAGCACUGAGGACGAGGAUUAUGAGGAAGAGGUGGUGGAGCCGAGGCAUUUAAACGAGGUGACAUUUUCCACGGAUAAGACGAGUCCGUGGAAUAGCUUCCUGUCAGACCAGGACACCCCAGAGCCUCAGGAUGAGACGAAAUCCAGCAGGAAACAGGAAGUCGUCGCUCAACGCCGCCGAGCCGACAGCUUUGACAAGUCGUCAGAAGCAGCUUCAAACUCGCAGAGCGACGACGAAGAUGACAACACGGGGGCCGCGGCGGCCAGGGCUGUACAGUCCAUGCAGGAGCACCAAGUCUCCCUUCCCAACUUUUUCCUGCCCUCACACCAGCUGGAGGCCUCUCUCAAAGUGGUACGCUUGGCACCCUCUUUCUCCAAUUCGUCCAGCGACGCAAUACUUUGGCCACGGAAACUCCCCACUCCAACUUCCUAAUAAGUUUUCUCACCUCCGUUACGACUGGAUGCGGUAGUAAAGGGCCUGACAAAAAAGCAACUGUUUUGGUAUGCUGCACCAAAAUGGGUAGAACGUUCAAGAGACGAGACAGGACAAGUGCUCGAGUAAACAACAGGCAUAGAUACGAAUAGGUAGAUACGACACACCCCUUUUUAGCGGUUUGCCUACAGCGACGCUAAGCUAAUGUCCAUGCAUUGCCUUUGAUGGGAAUGUCGCCCCUGCCAACAUGACUGCAACUUAGGCACGUCCGUAAGCCUAUAGCGCGCUGGCGUAUCUGGUCCUCAUUUACGUAACGUCCAGCCUCUGUUUGUUGAUUGCACCAGCAAACAACAGUGGCCAACUCUGGAAGGAACACAAUUUGUCCGCUACGAGGGGUCAUAUUGAGCUCUAACCAGACUCAACCAUUCUGUCCGUUAAAUCCAAAGUCCGUUGAUUCCAGGUCCAUUAAAUCGAGGUUCUACUUUGGUUAAAUUAUUUAACUCAAACAAAGCACCUUCACAUGAGGCUCAUCGAUAGUAUUGGCCAGCAUACUAGCCUAAAUAAUAUGCUAGCACUUUACACAGAAGAUAUUAAGUCAUUAAACUCACCCUUUGGCAUUUUCACACAAUAAUAAAUGUUAGGAAUUUCGGCAAAUUGUAACAUUGGAAGUAGACUACGCUGCCUAUUAUUCAUAGCUACAUCGAGAGAGAAACACAAACACUUUCGUCAGUGUACGAGAUGCAUUCAAGGACCGGGAGCAAAACGAAGGCGUAAAACACUAUCAAUGACUAAAACAACAACAGCACCACGAUUCCACCAGAUGGCGCCAAAGUAAUAAUGUUAUUGUCUCGAGCUCAGCAUAAAAUCAGUAAAUAGACAAGAUUUUCAGUGCAUAGCUGAAGAUAGUUUUCAAAAUGAAAUGAGCGAAUUGGCGAAUGCCGAACCGCGAGUAUGCAGAAGUUAACGUAAUAUUUUUGUUUUGAGUCUUCCUCUAACACUUCUACUUUGAUCCAACAACAAAGCCCCAGUUGCCACUCUGCUAUGUAUGAGCAAGGUGGAGUUCAUACACGAAGCGUGAAAGUAAUCACUAUGCAAACUUGAUCCAUCAGUCUGUCAGGCUUUGUGUGUGUGUUCCGUAGUACACGUCAACUAAAAUAAGGACGCUUUGCGUAACAAAAGAGCGGCACGUGCGUUUUGAAUCUUGUGUCCACAGGGUUGACAAAGCGAUGUGAGUGUUGUCAAGGCUUCACACCUUUAGGUCCCUCGGGACUAUUUUAAGACAGGAGACAGACAGCUGCUUUUUUUAAAAAAAAAUUUUUUAAUUCCAAGAACAGAACAUUCCCUCUCAGCCCUGAGAGGUUGACAUAAUGUUUUUUUUUAACUCGACGUGUGUUUUUGGUUUUGAAUUGUUAACUGGGCACCUUAGAGCGACAUGUUUUUGUUAUUGGAAAUACAAACUAGCUGUAUAGUCAAUCUCAUUUUUUCCCCCUUGUUAAGCACAGUUAACCUGUUUAACCACUGUGUCUCAUGUUUGUUUUAUUGAUUAGAUACAAUUCACCAAACUAAUGGUUGUCUAUUUAUUUGUAUUUGAGUUGAUUACAAUUGUAAUCCUAGAAUGGAAAUUAGCAUGCGUUUGUCUGAUGUAUAAUAGUGAUAUAUUAUUAUCUUUUUCAAAAAAUUUUUAGGUUCUCUGUUUAGUGUGUGGCGGCACGGUAUAACGACUG
This is a messenger RNA of Phycodurus eques (leafy seadragon), 7925 nucleotides long. It is a transcript of the gene c2cd3, whose product is annotated as C2 domain containing 3 centriole elongation regulator. Gene Ontology annotation, cellular component: centriole; centriolar satellite. The coding region runs from base 136 to 6201 and encodes 2021 amino acids. Gene Ontology annotation, biological process: centriole elongation; cilium assembly. NCBI's taxonomy places the organism in Eukaryota, Metazoa, Chordata, Actinopteri, Syngnathiformes, Syngnathidae. The transcript is spliced from 32 exons. The record is from RefSeq and is a predicted model, not a curated record.